UUUAUUUUUUUAGGAGGAUUUGUUUAUUAUUAACCCUAAUUGUUCAUUCUGACCAUGGGUGACUUGACUUACUAUGUAUAUAUUAAUCAGUUUACUAAAACAGUUUACCAUUGGCUUUAAUGGUUCGAUUCGUUUAAAUUAAUUAAAUAAACAAUCAAAAUUUUGAACCCACUCUACUGUUGUUGUUGAAAAGAGAGAGAUAUAUCAGAGGUGAAGACAAUGGCGGAUGUAAUUACUUGCGGCGAAAGGGAAGUCAAGAACAAGGGAAAAGAUGUUGUAAUUAAUGUAACGGUGAUGGAAUCAAUCGAGAAAGAUUGUAAAAAGGUCCGUGGGUUGCCUUCCAAUUGUAGCAUGUACCGGGUUCCCAAGCCACAGUUCAAAAGAAAAUCAGAAGCUUACGUUCCUCGCUUGGUCUCCAUUGGCCCUUUUCACCACGACAAGAAACACUUGAAGCCCAUGGAAACACAUAAGUUGCGGUAUCUUAAUGAUUUUCUAUUUCGUAGCAAAUCUCGGGCAACAUUGAACGAUUAUGUUGAAGCUAUGAAAAUAUUGGAAGAAUCAACUCGGCAAUGUUACUCGGAAAUUUUCCAACAUUCUAAAGAAGAGUUUGUGAAAAUGAUGGUGAUUGAUGGUUGCUUCAUACUUGAACUCAUCCUCAAGACUAUUCACAAUGGAGAUCCCGAUGAUCUAGAUGCUCCAGAUGAGCCCGAUGAUCCAAUAAUGAAUGCAAAGUGGAUGCUCCAUGCUAUAAAGUACGAUCUGAUUCUACUAGAAAAUCAACUUCCCUUCUUUAAACGAUUCAAGGGAAAUUCUAAUGGACUUGACAUAACAGUCGAAAAAGGAGUGUUGAAAAUUCCAACCAUUACAAUUGAGGAUAGAACGGAGUCUCUACUUCGAAACCUCAUAGCCUUUGAACAGUCUAGAAUUGACUAUGAAAAUUACAUCACAGAUUAUGCUUUCUUCUUGGAUGGCCUCAUCAACUCUCCCACUGAUGUCGAGUUGCUUGAGAAAAAGGGAAUUAUUGGCAACUUGCUUGGUGAACCAACAGACGUGGCUGCCUUAUUUAACGGUCUACUCAAAGAGGUCACUCUAGGGACGGAUAGCUUCCACACUGUUCACCUCAAAUUGGAGAAACAUUACAAGAACCCAUGGCUCCAAUCCAAGGCAAUUUUGAGGCAGAAAUAUUUUAAUUCUCGAUGGGCAUCCAUUUCAAUCGGUGCUGCAUCACUUCUCCUCAUCUUGACGGUGGUACAGACCGUUUGUUCCAUUUUACAAGUCACAUGAUGUAGUUAGUUGUGUACGUAUGUAGGUAUCUAUGAUCCUCAUGGUGAAUAUUCGAUCAUUUGUAUGUUUAAUUAUUAGUACAGGCAUAAAUACUAUAUGUUUUAUGAUUUUUUUUUCUUUUCUAGUUUUAAGAGUAACUACGAUGUAAUAAUACCGUCUCACCUUCGAGAUGAGGAAUAAAAUCCUUUAUGGCUAUGUGUCGGGUGUUUAAAUUCUUUUAGAAAUAGACACUUUGCUUUGGCUUGGGAUC
Molecule: messenger RNA, 1534 nt
Organism: Macadamia integrifolia
Lineage: Eukaryota; Viridiplantae; Streptophyta; Magnoliopsida; Proteales; Proteaceae
Exons: 1
Coding region: 220-1284 (354 amino acids)
Source: RefSeq, a predicted model, not a curated record